AUGGGACGGAAACGCGACGACGGGAAGCCACGACUCGUCAAAAUCGUCAUGCCUUGUUCCGCCAGUCAGAAGGAUACUCUCCGCAGAGCCCACCGCCUCCGCUCGUUCGACACCGGAAAUCUGCCGCCAGUGUUGUUCCGCCCUUCGUUGUCGAAAGAGGAACGCGAGAAAUUCCGUGAGGACCGCAAACUACGCCAUAAAGUCAAUGCCGGAAUUGCACAUGAAAAUUGGAACAACAACAUGCACGUCGACGAGCACACUUUGGAACAGCAAAAAAAGUAAAUGAUCAUUGCCCCUCUCGCAUAUUUUCCCCUAAUUUAUUUGUAAAUAUUCUAUCAGGCAACAUAAGGUCAGCCAUAGCGAAUGGGUUAGAAUUAGGCGCAAUUCUGAACAGCCAAACUUACGAUAUAGUGUGCCUACAAGAAUCAUGGCUGAAAAGCGAAACGCAAAACUCCGUAGUUUUAAAUGGUAACAGCAAAUACAAAUUGUAUCGAUGUGAUCGUAGCUCAGAAGUGAGAGGAGGAGGUGUGGUGACGCUCAUCAAAACCGAUCUUUUCAGUGAAGAAGUAGCAUCCGAUUCCAAAAAAGGCGCCUACGAAUUCCUAGUGAUCGACCUGGAUGUAAAUGUUUCACCACUGCGAAUAAUUAAUCUAUACCGGCCACCCUCUUGCUCUUAUCAAAAUACACUGAUCCUCCCCGGAAUCCAAAGUCAGCAACCCGAUUAGGUCGCCUGUUCACCGAUUUUUGUGACACAAAUAGCCUCCAUCAGUCAGUCCAACAACCUACCCGUAAAAAUAAGCUUCUCGAUAUUGUUCUCUCUAAUUUCCAAUUGCAAAAAGUCAGGAACACAUGCCCAAUAGGGAGUUCAGACCACGAGAAAAUAGAGAUGUCCUUCGAUAUUCUGAGAAAAUCCGCCGAACAAUCCAUCGCAAUGCAUGACUACAAAAAUAUCGAUUGGGUGAAUUGCGUAAAAUAUCUAGACAAUAUCAAUUGGUCCGUAAUUAUGUCACCAGAGAAAUCCGUAGAUAACAUAUUUUCCGAAUUCAUAGACCACAUGCAGACAGUUUUCAACGCCUCGGUGCCAAAUAAAACGAUAAACCGAAGCAUAGGGUGCCUUCCGAGUUACCUAGAAUCAUUUCGAAAGUCAGUUGAAUGGCAAAUUUAUGAUAAAGCCGAUAAAAAAAGAAGAGAAGAAGACUAUUUUAAUUACGUGCUAUUAUAGGGGCACCGCACAGAAAUGGCGCUCUGUUGAGAAACUCUUUUUGCAGUGCAAAUUGAGCGACCUCGGGGCCGAGUUUGAAAAGUUAAGCCACGUUUUCAGUGGAAAAUUACUUCGCGGUCUAGAAAUUCGGCCAGAUUGCUAACAGCGCGGCCUUUCUGUCCGGUGCCCCUAUAAUAGUUGCCAAGAAAUUCCGCAACAAACUGCAAAAGUUUAGACGCAAUACAGAACUACUAAUAUUAAAAAACAAUGGACACAGUAGGUUCUCAUCCAUAGCCAAAAACCUACUGAAACCCAGAAAUCAUGUGAUCCCAGGAUUAAGUACUACUUCCGGUAACACAGCUGUAUCAGAUCUUACAAAAGCCGAGCUUAGUAGCAGACCAUUUCGAAAUGCAGCACAUUAACAAAUCUUCGAACUCCUUUUCUCUGCCAGACAACUACAAAUCUUCUCAACCCAUCCCAUGGGUAAGAGACGACGAGUUGCUGGAAAUUAUUCUGAAAGGCAAAAACUCGUGUUCUAUAUCCUCGGACACAAUUCCAUUCAAGUUCAUAAAACUGAUCGCUCAUUUCGUUGCAAGCCCACUGGCCCAAAUACUCAAUCUGUCGAUGAUGAGAGGAGAUGUGCCUAGUAGUUUCAGAGACUCUAUCCUCGUCCCCUUAGGCAAAAUGCCCAACCCAAAACUGCCAAGUCAUUUUAGAUCAAUCAGUUAAACGUUGCAACUGUGCCGAAUCUACGAGAGAUGUCUCCUAUUCAAACUACUCCCUCAUCUAGAUGAGGUGGAAAUUUGGAACAAAGAACAGCAUGGCUUUAGGCCCAAAAAAUCGUCGAUGACUUGUAUGCUCGAAGCAACAAAUGAGUGGACCCAGGCGAUAGACAAAGGGCUACACGUAGAUUUAGUCUAACUAGACUACGCAAAAGCUUUUGACCGCAUUCCGCACGGCAUAUGCCGCAUACUAUUACAAAAACUGAUAGACCUAAACCUAAAUGCCCAUCUAAUAACAUGGAUCAGCCAAUUUCUAGAGUCUCGUCUCGCCCUUUUUCGGUUCUGUCUCUGACGAGACUGGACGAUACCGAGACAGAACCGAGAAAGGGCGAGACGAGACUGGACGAUACCGAGACAGAACCGAGAAAGGGCGAGACGAGACUGGACGAUACCGAGACAGAACCGAGAAAGGGCGAGACGAGACUGGACGAUACCGAGACAGAACCGAGAAAGGGCGAGACCGAGAUGAUAAUGGAACGAGACGAGACCGAGACGAGAAAAAACCGAGACGACACAAGGGCGAGACACCGAGAUUUUUCAAAAAUUUCUCGCCGAGACGACACAUUACUAUACACGUUAAUAGGCAAGUCAGAUGACAGCAAAUUCUUACAAUCGGGUAUUGAUUCGAUCCUCCACUGGUCCACUCAAGGCAAAUUAGCUCUGAAUGAGGACAAAACGGUAUGCCUGACAAUCGGUAACACACCACGCAUUCUAGAAUACAACAUCACUGGUAACCCCAUCAGAAGGGGGAAAAUAACACGAGAUCUUGGCUUCUUAGUCUCUGCUAAGCUUGACUUCAGCAAACACUGGCAAACUAGCAUAAACAAAGCAAAAUACAUGAUGUCUCAAAUUUUCAACUAGUACAACACUAAGAAUAGCAGGCUUAUGACGCUUUUGUACAAGACAUUUCGUCCGCCCGAUAGUUGAAUACGGGACACCAGUCACAAGUCCAAUGACACAACGCGAUAUCAAAGCUAUAGAAUCAGUUCAAAACGCAUUCACUAGGCGUCUCUAUAGUAGACAAAAAGGCCGAUAUUUGAGGCCAGAUGAUAAAUAGUAUAAAUGCAUAUUGUCAAAGAACAGCUUUGUUUCAGUGAGAUCUCAUCAGUGAGCAAGAAGCACAGGAGACAAGGACUCGCAUCAAAAUUUAUGAAUUGGACAGAAAGCAAAGAACUGCUAAAAGUAGGAGAAUUACUUUUUCGGUAGGCACAGGAUAACUGGAAUUUCAGAGUCUCGAAGCUACUGGCAUUGUGACGGAAGCUUCUUCUCUGGCAAACCAAGUACUGCUAUCGAAACAAGGAAAUCUGAUUAUCUGUUCUUCUCUGUACAUAAAAUGUUUUUCGUACUACACAAUAAUACUAUUUUCCCAAUUGGCUCAUUAG
This is a messenger RNA of Caenorhabditis sp. 36 PRJEB53466, 3365 nucleotides long. The record is from the annotation of a GenBank genome assembly. Lineage: Eukaryota; Metazoa; Nematoda; Chromadorea; Rhabditida; Rhabditidae.